AAGCUGUAGUUGAAAAAAGUUACAGGAAACUAUUGCUCAGAUGCUGAUGCCGAAGCUGAAGAAUCUGAAGCAGCUUAUAUUUUCCGUGAAAAUGAAGAAAAGGAAGAAGGAACGUAACAACCACCUUCUUCAAGGCUCCAAUGACUUGUUCAUCGGACUUAUCGUCAUUCUAUGUCGCAAGCGCCAUCGUGUCUUCUCCUUCAUCUCCGCCGUCUCCGGUUGUCUACUCCUCUUACUCUUCGCCUUCUCCGUUCUCACUCCUCCUCCCACCGCCACCAAUAACUUCCUUUCGCACCGCUUCUCCGCGGUGAGGAAAACACAGGUUGAGGAGUCCAAUUUGGAUAAGGUGUUUAAAGUUCCGGCAAGUGGAGGAAAUUUAGGUCGUGAUUUAUGGAGUUCGAGUCAAUCAAAGUUCUACUAUGGAUGCAGUAACGCAUCUAAGAGUUUUCAAUCUGCUGAUAUGAAAACACAUCCCAACCGAUACUUGAUGAUCGCUACCAGUGGCGGGCUAAAUCAACAGAGAACUGGGAUAAUAGACUCUGUUGUUGUAGCAUAUAUUUUGAAUGCAACUCUGAUCAUACCCAAGCUGGAUCAACAUUCUUACUGGAAAGAUACCAGUGAUUUUGCUGAAAUAUUCAAUGUCGACUUGUUCAUUUCAUCUCUCGAGAGAGAUGUUGAGAUGAUCAAAGAAUUACCAAGAAAUGUAGGUAAAGCUUGGGUUCCUCGUAGUAUGCGUGUUCCGAGGAAGUGCAAUUUAAAAUGCUACCAGACUCUUGUUCUACCUGUUCUAAAUAACAGACAUGUAGUUGAGCUUACAAAGUUUGAUUAUAGGCUUUCAAAUAGGUUGGAAACUGAUUUACAAAAGCUCAGAUGCAGGGUGAACUACCAUGCUCUAAGAUUCACAGAUCCCAUUCUUGAAAUGGGUAAACUCUUGAUUGAAAGGAUGAGGAUGAAAGCCAAGCAUUUUAUUGCCUUGCACUUGAGGUUCGAACCUGAUAUGCUCGCAUUUUCUGGAUGUUAUUACGGGGGAGGAGAAAAAGAAAGGGGGGAACUCGGAGCAAUCCGGAAGAGAUGGGAAACUUUACAUGUGCGUAAUCCUGAAAAGGUGAGAAGGCAUGGAAGAUGCCCGCUGACUCCAGAGGAAAUUGGUCUAAUGCUAAGAGCAUUGGGUUUUGGCAGUGACGUUCACAUUUAUGUGGCAUCAGGUGAAGUAUAUGGAGGUGAAGAGACAUUAGCCCCUCUGAAAGCACUCUUCCCUAAUUUCCAUUCAAAAGAGACUAUAGCCACCAAGGAGGAGUUGGCACCAUUUUCGGCCUUUUCAGGUCGUCUGGCCGCACUCGAUUAUAUUGUCUGCGAUGAAAGUGAUGUUUUCGUCACAAACAAUAAUGGAAACAUGGCAAGAAUUUUAGCCGGUCGAAGGAGAUACUUUGGGCACAGAUCAACAAUUCGACCAAACGCCAAGAAACUGUAUAAACUGUUCUUGGACCGAAAUAAUAUGACAUGGGACGAGUUUGCCUCCAAGGUUCGAACUUAUCAGAUCGGCUUCAUGGGGGAACCAAAAGAGGUGAAACCUGGUAGGGGCGAGUUUCAUGAAAAUCCAGAUAGCUGCAUAUGUGAGGCCAAGAGUCUUAAAUCUAGUCAAGAGAGGAAGGAUGGUGUUGAAGUGAGUUAUGAACAAGAACAGUCUGCUGAAGAGGAUCACGAUUGGACCGACAUCAAUUAUUUAGAUACCGGUGGUUUAUUCAAGGAGUUGCCUAAUGCGUAUAGUAGUGUGUUAAUAAAACAUGGACAGCCUGAAGUGGAAGCCUUCUUUUCAGACCAAAAUGAAGGCUGACAGGUUGGGUUUUCUUUAAAAUUGUUUUCUACUAUUCUAAUCUAACAUGAAGGGAUCGUAAAGCAGUCUGUACAUAAAAGGAAAUGGCUUGGGAAUGACAAAUAUUGAAGUUGGGA
This is a messenger RNA of Hibiscus syriacus, 1950 nucleotides long. Its product is annotated as protein ROOT HAIR SPECIFIC 17-like. Bases 41 to 1834 code for a protein of 597 amino acids. The transcript is spliced from 12 exons. The record is from RefSeq and is a predicted model, not a curated record. NCBI's taxonomy places the organism in Eukaryota, Viridiplantae, Streptophyta, Magnoliopsida, Malvales, Malvaceae.